Molecule: messenger RNA, 576 nt
Organism: Drosophila serrata
Lineage: Eukaryota; Metazoa; Arthropoda; Insecta; Diptera; Drosophilidae
Gene: Edg84A
Product: Ecdysone-dependent gene 84A
Cellular component (GO): extracellular matrix
Source: RefSeq, a predicted model, not a curated record
AUGUUGGGCAAAAUUUCAGUCUUUGUGGCCUUCUUAGCCGUGGCUCAAGCGGGUUUAUUGCCCGUGAAAUCUUCGGAAAGCGAUGCCACCUUUGACCCUCAUCCGCGCUACUCCUUUGGCUACGAUGUUCAGGACUCGGAAACAGGAGAUGUCAAGUCCCAGUCGGAAUCCCGUGACGGAGAUGUGGUCCGGGGCCAGUAUUCUGUGAACGAUGCCGAUGGCUACAGACGAACCGUGGAGUACACCGCCGACGAUGUGCAUGGCUUCAAUGCGGUGGUGCGCCGUGAGCCACUCUCUAGUGCCGGCCUGGUAGUGAAGCCACAGGCCGCAGUGGUGGCCCCAAAGGUUCAGUUCCAGCAGAAGCCACUAAAGAAGCUGCCUGCCCUUAAGCCUCUCUCCCAGGCAUCCGCUGUGGUUCAUCGAUCCUAUGCUCCAGUGAUCCACCAUGCUCCCGUUACCCAUCAUGUGCUCCAUCAUGCUGCUCCCACGCAUGCCAUCGUUUCGCAUCAUGUGCCCCUACUUAAGUCCUCCCUGCAUCACGGACAGCAUCCCCAUGCCAUUUCCUAUGUGUUUUAG